GCGGGUGGGAGGAACACGGGGGCUGGCUGGAGGGCGGGGAGCCUGUGCGGCGGCCCGAGAGGCGGUGCCUGCCCAUAGGACUGGCCGGGAGGGGGAGUUCUUCAGGCCACUAGACUGGAAGAAGUUCUCCUGCUGAGUUGACAGCACCAGAAUUUACAAUGGUUGAUACAGAAAUGCCGUUUUGGCCAAUAAACUUUGGAAUUAGCCAGGUGGACCUUUCUGCAAUGGAUGAACACUCCCAUUCCUACGACAUAAAGCCCUUUACUACCGUUGACUUUUCCAGCCUUUCUUCGCCACAUUAUGAGGACCUUGCUCUUGCCAGAACUGACCAGUCAGCCAUUGAUUACAAAUAUGAUGUGAAGUUUCAAGAGUGCCAAAGUGCAAUCAAGAUGGAGCCACCUUCUCCACCAUACUUUUCAGAAAAAGUUCAGCUGUACAAUAAACCUCAUGAUGAAGCCUCUAAUUCUCUCAUGGCUAUUGAAUGUAGGGUGUGUGGGGACAAAGCGUCUGGAUUUCAUUAUGGGGUGCAUGCAUGUGAAGGCUGCAAGGGUUUCUUUCGAAGAACAAUCCGGUUAAAAUUAAUCUAUGAGAGGUGUGAUCUCAAUUGCCGCAUUCAUAAGAAAAGCAGAAAUAAAUGUCAGUACUGCAGAUUCCAGAAAUGUCUUGCAGUUGGAAUGUCACAUAAUGCUAUCAGGUUUGGGCGAAUGCCACAGGCUGAGAAGGAGAAGCUCUUGGCAGAGAUUUCAAGCGACAUCGAACAGCUAAACCCAGAAUCUGCUGAUCUGCGAGCUCUUGCCAAGCAUUUGUAUGACUCAUACAUCAAGUCCUUCCCUCUGACCAAAGCCAAGGCAAGGGCCAUCUUGACAGGAAAGACAACAGACAAAUCCCCAUUUGUCAUUUAUGACAUGAAUUCCUUAAUGAUGGGAGAAGACCAGAUCAAGUGCAAACAUCUGACCCCCAUGCAAGAGCAAAACAAAGAGGUAGCUAUUCGCAUCUUCCAGCGCUGUCAGUUUCGUUCAGUGGAGGCUGUACAGGAGAUCACAGAAUUUGCCAAAAGCAUUCCAGGUUUUGUGAAUCUAGACCUGAAUGACCAAGUAACUCUUCUGAAAUAUGGUGUACAUGAGAUCAUCUACACGCUCCUGGCAUCCAUGAUGAAUAAAGACGGUGUUCUCAUAUCCAAUGGACAAGGAUUCAUGACUCGAGAAUUUCUGAAGAGUCUCCGGAAACCCUUUAGUGACUUUAUGGAACCCAAGUUUGAAUUUGCUGUCAAAUUCAAUGCACUGGAAUUAGAUGACAGUGACCUGGCAAUAUUUAUAGCAGUCAUUAUUCUCAGUGGAGAUCGCCCUGGAUUACUGAAUGUGAAGCCUAUUGAAGACAUUCAAGACAAUUUGCUGCAAGCUUUGGAACUCCAGUUAAAGCUGAAUCAUCCUGAGUCAUCACAGCUGUUUGCAAAAUUGCUGCAGAAAAUGACAGACCUCAGACAAAUUGUAACAGAACAUGUGCAGCUGUUGCAAAUCAUCAAGAAAACGGAGACAGAUAUGAGCCUUCAUCCACUCCUACAAGAAAUUUACAAGGACUUGUAUUAAGGGGCAUAGAAUUUCUUACCCAUUGACAUGAUGUACGUUCUUCAAAUUGCACUAUUUCUGUGAGGGAAACAAAUAUUACUUACCUAAGAAAUUACUGUGAAAAAAAACAUUUUAAAAGAGAGACAGAGCUCUUCUGUUAAAGAUCUAUUUUAUGCAUAUUGUUUAUAAAGACACAUUUACAAUUUACUUUUAAUAUUAAAAUGACUAUAUCAUCAAA
Messenger RNA from Hemicordylus capensis (graceful crag lizard), 1803 nucleotides. RefSeq names its product peroxisome proliferator activated receptor gamma (gene PPARG). NCBI's taxonomy places the organism in Eukaryota, Metazoa, Chordata, Lepidosauria, Squamata, Cordylidae. The record is from RefSeq and is a predicted model, not a curated record. Gene Ontology annotation, molecular function: nuclear receptor activity; RNA polymerase II cis-regulatory region sequence-specific DNA binding; zinc ion binding. Bases 159 to 1586 code for a protein of 475 amino acids. The transcript has 7 exons. Gene Ontology annotation, cellular component: nucleus. Gene Ontology annotation, biological process: negative regulation of transcription by RNA polymerase II; hormone-mediated signaling pathway; cell differentiation.